AUGACACAAACCAAAUCGCUAUCUUAUAGUGAAGAUAUAUUUAAUGAGAAGUGUCUAAUAUCUGUUUUUAAACAGUGGGAUCUUUGUUUAUCGAAUGCAGUGAUUAAAACUGGAGUGGGUCUUGGUGCAGGUAUUGUGGCAUCAGUAUGUCUGUUUAAACGGAAAAUGUGGCCUGUUACAUUAGGUUUUGGAUUUGGGCUUGGAAAAGCGUAUUCAGACUGUGAUAGAUAUUUUAAUCCUUAUAAUAUCCCUGGCAUGCAAGUUCAAAACCCAAAUGCAUUUAAGAAAUAA
This is a messenger RNA of Pneumocystis jirovecii RU7, 291 nucleotides long. RefSeq lists its product as uncharacterized. The transcript has 4 exons. Gene Ontology annotation, cellular component: mitochondrion; MICOS complex; mitochondrial inner membrane. The record is from RefSeq and is a predicted model, not a curated record. NCBI's taxonomy places the organism in Eukaryota, Fungi, Ascomycota, Pneumocystomycetes, Pneumocystales, Pneumocystaceae. Bases 1 to 291 code for a protein of 96 amino acids.